GCUACCCUUCCACGCCAUUUCUUCUGCUACGACUCACUCUCACUCUCACUUCCUCGACCUCGCUUACACUUGGAGAGCGCGUGAUACACACCACCCAUCGGGAAUCUCUCCCUCCGGCGCACAUUACUCCUUUUCCGACGACGAUCAGCGUUGUUCAUCAGUGUUGCAGAAAAGGGAUUGUUUGGUACGAUGAGUGCGAGAAGAAGUGGUGGAAAUUUCAAGGGAAAAGAUGUCUCUGGAGGAAGUAGCCCCAAGAUUGAAGAGUUGAGUCAUGGUGUUGCAGACGUUAGCCUGGGUUCGGCCAAGGGUGACGGAGAGUGGGAGGUGAUUGCCAGGAAGUCAAAGAACAGAGCUGGAAGCAGUGCUGCAAGACAAUGGGGUACUCAAAGUUCUAAUUCUAAAGCUUGGACACCGGUCGAUGCUCAGAAGCCAAUGCGGAACAAUGGUGGAUCAGGAAGGGGUGCCGGAAACUUCUGGCCUUCACAAACUUCUAAUACGAGAAAACCAGCGGGAAGAGGAAAUGUGAUUCCCCCUCCACUGGACCAUGGAUGGAACUGGCAAUCCAGAGCUGGUUUCACUCAACCCAAGGGUUCAGAUGAUUUCCACGGAAAAGAUGAUAAGGACAGUGAUGCGGCUGCUGCUGAUGCUGCCAAUGAUGAUGAUGACAACUCUGAUGCUGCGGGUGAUACCGACGAUGAGCUGUUCAGCGAUGAGUUUGACUCGGAUUCAAGUGAAAAGAGCCAUGAAACUCGAAAAAAUAGCAGAUGGUUCAAGAAAUUCUUUGAGAUUUUGGAUAGUUUAACUGCUGAUGAGAUUAAUGAUCCUGCUAGGCAGUGGCACUGUCCUGCAUGUCAAGGAGGUCCUGGUUCCAUUGAUUGGUACCGAGGCCUGCAGCCCCUGAUGACACAUGCCAAAACAAAAGGAUCAAAAAGGGUAAUGCUCCAUAGAGAGCUUGCAGAGCUUUUGGAUGAGGAGUUGAGGAGGAAGGGAACUACAGUUGUACCUGCUGGUGAAGCUUUUGGUAAAUGGAAAGGUUUGAAAGAUGAGGAAAAAGAUCAUGAAAUUGUCUGGCCUCCUAUGGUUGUCAUCUUAAACACUAAACUUGAGCAGGAUGAAGAUGACAAGUGGAUUGGCAUGGGAAAUCAGGAGCUUCUUGACUACUUCAGCUCUUAUGCUGCUGUGAGAGCUCGACACUCAUAUGGUCCUCAAGGACACCGUGGGUUGAGCGUUUUGAUCUUUGAGGCCUCUGCAAGGGGUUAUUUGGAGGCUGAGCGUCUUCACAAGCAUUUUACAGAGCAAGGAACUGAUAGAGAUGCAUGGGACCGUCGUCGUGUUUUAUUUCAUCCUGGUGGGAAGCGACAGCUCUAUGGGUACAUGGCAAUGAAAGAAGACAUGGACAGUUUUAACCAGCAUUCUCAAGGUAAAUCUAAGCUGAAAUUUGAGAUGAGAUCAUACCAGGAGAUGGUCGUGAACCAAAUCAGGCAAAUGAGUGAGGACAACCAACAGCUUAUGUGGUUUAAGAACAAGGUUGCUAAGGAACAGAGACAUGCAAAAGCCCUUGAGGAAUCUCUGGGUAUAGUGAGUGAAAAGCUCAGGAAGACGACGGAGGAAAAUCGUAUUGUAAGACAGAGGACCAAAUUGCAGCACCAAGAGAACAAAGAAGAGAUGUAUCUGCAAGAACAAUUUUUCAAAGACCAGAUCAAGAUAAUUCAUGAAUCAAGGGAUGCAAAGGAAGAAAAUUUUGAGAGGCUGCAGCAGGAGGAACGUGACAAGGUGAAGCACUCAUAUCUCAACCCUUCAAACGCAGAGGAACAAAAAUACAGGUCGGAGGAAAUUGAAAACUUCAUCAAGUCUCAAGAAAAAGAGAUGGAAGAAUUUGUGGCAGAGCGGGACAUGCUGAUGAAGGGUCAUGAAGACAAUAAAGCUGCAAUGAAGCGGAGGCAUUGGGAGGAAGAGGUAGAACUGGAGAGGGAUUUUGAUGCCAAAUUAACCCAUCUCAUGGAGAAGUAUUCCCCACACCUCCCGGAAGAAAUUGCUAAAUGACUUUGGAGGUUAGAAAAGAGUGAGAGUGGCACAUGAGCUAUAAGUCACUGAAAGUUUAGGGUAUUUUAAUCUCUUUCAUGGUCUGGUUAAUCAUAGAUUCCAAGAAUUGUGCCUGGAAGGAAAAGGCAAAGAAGCAAACGUUUUGAGUGUGGUAUUUUAGAGAUGUCACGUUACUUGGCAUCAGUUUCGUUGUAUCUCAGUUUGGUUUAAAUGCUGUUUUCAGCUUGCUAAUAUUAGCUACUAGCGAUAUUUCUUUUUAUUCGUGAUAUUUCUCUUUAUUCGUAAGUGGGAGGAAUGAGUUUGAUAUUA
This is a messenger RNA of Malus domestica (apple), 2352 nucleotides long. Its product is annotated as protein SUPPRESSOR OF GENE SILENCING 3-like. NCBI's taxonomy places the organism in Eukaryota, Viridiplantae, Streptophyta, Magnoliopsida, Rosales, Rosaceae. Gene Ontology annotation, biological process: regulatory ncRNA-mediated gene silencing; defense response to virus. The record is from RefSeq and is a predicted model, not a curated record.